Molecule: messenger RNA, 585 nt
Organism: Penicillium canariense
Lineage: Eukaryota; Fungi; Ascomycota; Eurotiomycetes; Eurotiales; Aspergillaceae
Product: AAA-ATPase Vps4-associated 1 family protein
Exons: 4
Coding region: 1-585 (194 amino acids)
Biological process (GO): vacuolar transport
Cellular component (GO): endosome
Source: RefSeq, a predicted model, not a curated record
AUGUCGUUGACCAACGUAUAUCACCUGCGACUGGUCGCAGAUACUUCUGCUAAAGCAUGUUUAAUUUGCUACAAGCCAUCAACCAGCGUGAUGAUCACGCCCGACAAUAAGGACUUUUUCUACGUGUGCCCCGCACAUCUCCAAGACCGCCACUUCUGCUCACCCAUCGUCGAUGCCGAGGGCGAAGCGGCGCGAUUGAAAGAACAGAAGUUGGCUGAAGAGAUUGAAAAUGUUAAAAAAGAGUAUGAGGAAAAACAGAAACGGAAGAAGGACCGCGAAAAGGCAUCCAGCAAGGACGAUAAAGACAAGGGAAAAAAGGAGAAAAACAAGGACAAAGUCGCCUCUCAAGACAAAAAUACUGUCGACUCUAAUAGUCAGGAUGAGAAAGAAAGAGAUGAGAAGAUCGAUUCUAUCAAGAAGAGGACAGAAUCAAAACCAGAGAAUGGUCCCCGAGUCUUUGCUUUACACAAAACGUUCUAUCAAAUGCGCAUCGAUCGAUUACGCGGCAUCGAGAUGGCCAAAAGAAACCAGGAGAGGAUGAGAAACCCUUCACUCUUUCCUUCUGUCCCAAGGAAGGACCUCUAA